This is a messenger RNA of Archocentrus centrarchus (flier cichlid), 2523 nucleotides long. Its product is annotated as phospholipid-transporting ATPase ID-like. Gene Ontology annotation, molecular function: magnesium ion binding; ATPase-coupled intramembrane lipid carrier activity; ATP hydrolysis activity. Bases 1 to 2523 code for a protein of 840 amino acids. Lineage: Eukaryota; Metazoa; Chordata; Actinopteri; Cichliformes; Cichlidae. The transcript is spliced from 16 exons. Gene Ontology annotation, biological process: phospholipid translocation; Golgi organization. Gene Ontology annotation, cellular component: trans-Golgi network; plasma membrane. The record is from RefSeq and is a predicted model, not a curated record.
AUGUGCCAUACUUUGUUCUUUAAUGCCAGUGUGGAGCUCAUCCGUUUGGGGAACAGCUUCUUCAUAGACUGGGACAGAAAGAUGUAUUAUCCUAAGAAUGACACUCCUGCACAGGCAAGGACCACCACACUCAGUGAGGAGCUUGGCCAGAUUAAAUACAUCUUCAGUGACAAGACUGGCACUCUGACGCAGAACAUCAUGACUUUCAACAAGUGCUCCAUUAAUGGAAAAGCUUACGGGGACCUCUAUGACUUCUCUGGACAAAGGGUGGAAAUAACAGAGAGGACAGAGAAAGUGGACUUCUCCUGGAACCAUCUGGCAGAUCCAAAGUUCAGCUUUCAUGACCACAGUCUGGUGGAGACGGUGAGAAGUGGAAAACCUGAGGCCCAGGAGUUCUUCCGCUUGCUAUCCCUGUGUCACACAGUCAUGCCUGAGGAAAAGAAAGAAGGGGAGCUCAACUAUCAGGCUCAGUCUCCUGAUGAGGGCGCUCUGGUGACCGCUGCAAGAAACUUUGGAUUUGUGUUCCGUUCACGCACACCAGAGUCCAUCACAGUCAUAGAGAUGGGCAGACAAGUCAUCUAUGAACUUCUGGCUAUUCUAGACUUCAAUAAUGUGCGGAAGAGGAUGUCAGUGAUAGUGCGUGGCCCAGAGGGCAAGCUGACUCUAUACUGCAAAGGUGCAGACACCAUCAUCUAUGAAAGGCUACAUCCCUCCUGUAACAAACUGAUGGAAGUGACCACUAAUCACCUCAACGAGUAUGCAGGUGAUGGCCUCCGUACACUGGCUCUGGCCUACAAGGACUUAGACGAGAGAUAUGUCAAGGAGUGGACACAGCGCCACCAUGAGGCCAGCAUUGCCAUGGAGGGACGUGAUGAAAAACUUGAUGAGCUGCUGGGAGCGACAGCUGUGGAGGACAAGCUGCAAGAUGGUGUGCCACAGACCAUUGAGCAACUGGCUAAAGCUGACAUCAAAAUCUGGGUGUUAACUGGAGAUAAGCAAGAGACAGCAGAAAACAUCGGCUAUUCCUGCAACAUGCUGAGAGAGGAGAUGAAGGAUGUCUUCAUUGUGUCAGCCAACACUGCUGAAGGAGUCAAAGAGGAGCUACAGAAUGCCCGAAGGAAAAUGUGUCCAGACGCAGCAGAGGAGCCAUCUGUGAUCAAGUCUCGAGCAGGCCUGUUUUGGCUUAAGAAAAUGGAGACCAUGCAGGAUGAGAAUGUGGAUGGAGAUUAUGGCCUAAUUAUAAAUGGACACAGUCUGGCCUUUGCACUGGAGAAGAACAUGAGGCUGGAGCUGCUGAGGACAGCGAGCAUGUGUCAAACAGUGAUUUGCUGCAGGGUUACACCUUUGCAGAAGGCUCAAGUAGUUCAGCUGGUCAAGAAAUACAAGCAAGCUGUCACUCUUGCCAUUGGGGAUGGAGCCAAUGAUGUCAGCAUGAUAAAGGCUGCUCAUAUCGGCGUAGGUAUCAGUGGGCAGGAAGGCAUGCAGGCAGUCCUCUCCAGCGACUUUUCCUUUGCCCAGUUCCGUUACCUUCAGCGCCUCCUGCUGGUGCAUGGCCGCUGGUCCUACAUACGCAUGUGCAAGUUCCUAGGAUAUUUCUUUUACAAGAACUUCACCUUCACCCUUGUGCAUUUCUGGUAUGCCUUCUUUUGCGGUUUCUCAGCACAGACUGUGUACGAUGAAUGGUUCAUCACCUGCUACAACACAAUUUACACAGCUCUUCCUAUCAUCGGCUUAAGCAUCUUUGAACAGGAUGUAAAUGACCGCUGGAGUUUACAGCAUCCUCAGCUCUACUCUCCAGGCCAGAAGAACCGGUACUUCAAUAAGAAAGCUUUUGCGAGCUGUGUGAUGCACAGCUGCUACAGCUCCUUAAUCCUCUUCUUUAUCCCAUGGGCUGCCGUGCGUGACACAGUCAGAGAUGAUGGAAAAGACAUCGCCGACUAUCAGUCCUUUGCUUUACUGGCACAGACCUGUCUGCUCAUUGUGGUGUUUGCACAGCUGUGUCUCGACACCUACUACUGGACAGCAGUGAACCAAUUCUUUGUUUGGGGAAGCAUGGCUGUCUACUUUGCCAUCACAUUCACCAUGUACAGCAGCGGCAUGUUUCUGAUAUUCACAUCUUCUUUCCCCUUCAUUGGCACAGCAAGGAACUCACUGAGCCAGCCUAACGUGUGGCUCACCAUAUUCCUGAGUUCCCUCCUCUGUAUCCUGCCUGUGGUAGCUUUCCGUUUCAUUCUCAUGCAGCUUCGUCCUACCAUCAAUGACAAAGUGAGAUAUAGGGCACGACAAGAAGCGUUGCCAGCACCCGCUCCUCGUCGCACAGUGAAGAGGCGUAUCAGCAGGCGGUCAGGCUAUGCCUUCUCUCACUCCCAGGGCUAUGGUGAUCUGGUAAUGUCUCAGAAGUUCCUGCUGAAAUCCCCCCUGAGGAGACUAGCUCUGUUUACCCAAACCGACUCUCCUGUAUUUCAAAAUCAGCCACAGCACUACCGCACUAUUGCUGAGGAGCCAGAGUUACAGAGCUCCUAG